ACGAGGAGUCCGUCGGUCAUACCAACUAUAGACAGGCUGUACGAAGGUCAUUAAUGAUGAUGACACGUGUCAUAAACUGACUGGGUCUUAUCUCGGAUCGAAGCGACGCUUCUACUUCCGUGCAUCUCGCUUAUAAAUAAGGGAGUAAUUCCUCUCAUUUCUACAGUUUCAGCAGAAAUUAACCUGUUAGAGCGUACCCGUCACUCCUGUCAGAGCGUAUCCGUCAGAUUCUGCUGAUCCGUUCAAUUGCUUUAAUCGUCAGUGCCAUUCCUCAUCACUUCGUUGGUAAAAUUGGAAAUGUCUAGUGCGUCGAGUAAUCAGUCGGUUGUUCGUGACGGGUUGGAUUACGAGGAAGUAUAUCCAUCCGGUCAUCGAGAACAAGAUAGUCCAGAUGAUAGGAGUCCGUCCUCCUCCUCCUCGUCCUCAACAUAUGAGAAUCUGGAGGUGGUUGAUCAAGACGAGGGACCUGAUGACGGUGAGGAACAGAUUGUUAGAUCCGUCAUUGGUGCUGAUGGGCUCAGGGAGUUCGUCAUGCUACCGGAGUGGACGGUGAAUUACUUCACGUCUGUCAUCAAAGAAAAGCAUUUUAAGACAUUUAGGGAUAAUUAUCAAAUUCCAGAAAAUGUUACGAUUCGUCUACCCUACAAAUCGGAGAAGUGUUACUAUGACGGGGUAGAGGGAGUCGGGGUAUAUGAGCAAAUGUUGAAGGCCGGACUCAGAUUCCCAUUGAGUUCGCUUCACCGUGAGCUCCUCCGACAACUGGGGUUAUCCGUGAAUCAGAUUUCCCCUAAUGCUUGGAGGGUUUUUAUAGCGAUGGAGAUCUUGUACGGCGCUAUGUCUGACGGAGAAAAGAGGCUGACGGUUAGGGAGUUCUUUCACUAUUACCGUCCGGACGAAAUUGAUAAGUCUAGGGGAAUAUAUAGCUUCGUCCCCAGGAGUCCGUUGUUGAAAGUCAUCUAUGACAUGCCGAACUUAAAUAGGGAUUGGAAGAGCCGGUACUUCUUCCUAGAAGGCGACGGUUGGAUGUGUCGUCCGGGGGACACGGAUUUCAUGCCCGUCGACAUUACUUGGGGCAUAUUACACCCGUCUAAGAUGGAUGGCGCCAAGAGAAGAGCUCUGAUCUGGGCAAAGGCCGUAAAGAAGACUGGUGAUGACGCUCCCCCUGCGACGGGCCCAAGCAAUCCGUCUGCCAAGCGGAAAACUCAGCCCAAAGUGGAUCGUUAG
Messenger RNA from Quercus robur (English oak), 1224 nucleotides. RefSeq lists its product as uncharacterized. NCBI's taxonomy places the organism in Eukaryota, Viridiplantae, Streptophyta, Magnoliopsida, Fagales, Fagaceae. Bases 298 to 1224 code for a protein of 308 amino acids. The transcript is spliced from 3 exons. The record is from RefSeq and is a predicted model, not a curated record.